Molecule: messenger RNA, 810 nt
Organism: Penicillium hordei
Lineage: Eukaryota; Fungi; Ascomycota; Eurotiomycetes; Eurotiales; Aspergillaceae
Product: GPI anchored serine-threonine rich family protein
Exons: 2
Coding region: 1-810 (269 amino acids)
Source: RefSeq, a predicted model, not a curated record
AUGCAUUUUUCUAAGAGUGUUAUUGCCGUCACGGCCUCCAUCGUGUCCGUUGGUCUCGCAGCCGACCCUCUAUCCUUCACUUCCUGGCCCAAGGAGCCCCUCAAAGCUGGCAAGCCGGUUACCCUUACAUGGACUGGCGCCGAUCCUGAUCAGCCUGUGACCAUCCUCCUCCGCCAAGGUUCCUCCGGUGACCUGCAAGCUGUCAAGCCCAUCACCACCUCGAGCAAGGGCGGCUCCUUCACCUGGACGCCUGACAGCGAUGUCAAGGACGGCGAUACCUAUGCCUUCCAGAUCUCGCAGAAAGACCAGACUAACUAUACCGCUCUGCUGAAGUCAGCUGGCAAGCCCGCGGCUGAUGACCCUGACGCAAAGGAUACCACGUCCGAGACUGGCACUGCUGCUUCUACUGCUACAGCCACCGGUACCACCACCGGUACCAACACCAGUACCAACACCGGUACCAACACCGGUACCACUACUGGAGCCACCACUGGAGCCACCACUGGCACUACCGACACUACUUCCGCUCCUAGCACCUCGACCACUGGGGGUACUACCGAGGCAACCCAUACCACAAUGACCAGCACUACCAGCAAGGCGCUGAUUAGCUCCUCUGCCAGCGCAUCUGGUAGCCCUUCUAGCUCAGCCGUCGCCAGCUCAACCGAUAGCUUGAGGGCUACCCGCACCGAGGUUGUCAAUGGCAAAGAAGCAUCCUCCACCGGAACCUCGCAAACUGGUGCUGCUUCUAUCCCGCAAUACUCCGUACAAUUGGUAAUUGGUAUUGUUGGUCUCCUCGCCUACCUUGUCUAG